GCACACUGAGCUCAGACUGCACUCUGUUGCCGUCUCAUCAUUCUGACCUCUUCCAUUCUCACUCCCCUACUAAAUCUCUCUCCUCGAGACUCAUCUCUAUUUUCUAUCUCACUCUCUGCUUGGUAGAACUUUAAGUAAAUACUGAUCCGUGUUUACAGCGUGUUGUUUGACUUGUUUGCACUUUUAAUGGCAUCCUACACAGUAGCGAUCGUUCCUCUGAGGAGCAGCAUCAACGGUCUGGAUGCCCUGCGAUUCUUCCUCUGGGUAAAGAAACUGCAGGAGCUGGAAAGAGAGAAAGACAUGCUGUGGUUGAGUCUGCCGUAUCUGGAGGAAACAAAAUACUGGAUUCAAUCAGCAGUGAACAACCCCAGGAUAGGAAAGCUAAAAACGGACAUGGUGAACGCCACACCUAUAAUGAACCACUGACUUCAUUCCAAGCUUUUUUUUAAGCAACAGACUGAGCAGUGUAAUUGUUUAAUCCUUAAUAUGCUAAGUGCUGUUUGUCUAAACAGUGAAAAUAAAGAAUAAAAUUUGACUACA
Messenger RNA from Trichomycterus rosablanca, 540 nucleotides. Its product is annotated as suppressor APC domain-containing protein 1-like. The transcript is spliced from 3 exons. NCBI's taxonomy places the organism in Eukaryota, Metazoa, Chordata, Actinopteri, Siluriformes, Trichomycteridae. The record is from RefSeq and is a predicted model, not a curated record. The coding region runs from base 187 to 426 and encodes 79 amino acids.